Passer montanus (Eurasian tree sparrow) is the source of this 891-nucleotide messenger RNA. RefSeq lists its product as uncharacterized. Lineage: Eukaryota; Metazoa; Chordata; Aves; Passeriformes; Passeridae. The transcript has 4 exons. The record is from RefSeq and is a predicted model, not a curated record. Bases 111 to 863 code for a protein of 250 amino acids.
CCCCACCCCAAAAUCCCCGGCCCCCUGCCCUAUACCUGCCCAGCCCCUAACGCCCCCCUUGCUCACAGCGGGUCUGGGGGGUUGGGUACCCCCGGGGUGCCUCCCUCGCCAUGCGGGGCGGUGUUGGGGGUGCCCCCGGGGUUUUGGGGUGCCCGGCUGCUGAGGCUGCGGUGCCCGCGGCCCCCAGGAGCUGCCCGGCCCCGGGUGCCGGCAGGAUGGCGCUGCUCCCCGUCGUGGCGCUCCUGGCUCUGUGCCCCCUCCUCGCCCGGGCAGAGCAGCCCGUCACCGUCACGGUGACCGCGGCCAUCGGCGAGGACGCCUGCCUGCCCUGCGGCUCGCAGCCCUGGGGCGACCUGCGCGGCGUCACCCUCAGCUGCAGCCAGCAGGCCGGCGGCCACCACGCUGUCCCCGUGCUCAGCCACCGCCUGGGCUGGCAGCCGCCCGGGCCGGGCUGGCAGCCGCCCGUGCAGCCCGACAGCCGCUUCAGGGGCAGGGUGGCCUUCUGCGCCGCGGGGACAGGGGACAGCGGCGUGUCGCUGCUGCUCAGGAACCUCAGCCGUCCCGAUUUCGGGAAUUACUCGUGCUACGCCACCCGCGCCGCGGCCCCGCAGCUGCUCUGCUCCCUGCUGCUGCAGCCCGCGGGGACAGAGGUCCCCAAGGCCGCGGAGCCGGACAUGCUGCUGGUGGUGUGUGUCCUCACGGCCGCCUUCACCGCGGUGGCCAUCGGGGUCAUGGUGUGUGCCCGCUGCCAGAGCCACUGCUGGGGGCGCGCAGCGCGGGGCCCAGCCCAGGAGCCCGCAGCCGAGGCUGUGGGGGAAGGACAAGAGGUGGCCUUGGGUGACCUCAAGAGUGCCAACCCCUGAGGCCACCCCAGCUGGACAGGUCCGCGUG